AUGAAAAUAAACACACUACCGCAACAAAAUAAUGAUAAAAAAACUUUUACUGAGCGUUCCACGAUAAAUACCCUUAAAGAGAAUACGAGUCCCUCAACAGCUUCUUCACUUUUAUCGACUUUCCAAAACUCUGGAACAAUAUCACCUGUUAAAAAACAAUCUUUAAUUGAACGGAUCAUUAACACGAUAAAGAUUCAAGAUAGUCAGCAUUUGCUUAAUUCUGCUUCACAAGUUUUGAAUGAAUUUACAGGGUAUUCCGCAGUCGAAAGAUUGAAAGAAAAGGUGAUUCAACAGGAACAAGAAUUUGUCACUACACGUCAACGCCUCGCGUCCGCCAAAUUAGCAUAUGAGGAAGCAGUUACAAAGCGAUCCACUACGCAACGCGAAAUCAAUGACCUACUUCAGCGAAAGCAUCAAUGGUCUAAUGAUGAUGUUGUAAGGUUCACGGAACUUUAUCGAAAUGAGCAUUUAAAUGAACAAGCGGAAAAUUUUGCCAAAGUGGAAUUUCGUAAGUGGGAGAAACAAGUUGAAAAGGAGUACUCCGAUCUAACUAGAUCUAUUAUGAUGCGUUAUCAUGAGGAGCAAGUCUGGAGCGAUAAAAUCCGUAGCGCAUCAACAUACGGCACAAUUGCUCUUAUGACACUAAAUGUUAUUUUGUUUAUUUGUGUACAAUCCAUUUUCGAGCCUCAUAAAAGACAAAAAUUAGCUGAUAAAUUUGAAGAGUUACUUAUCAAGAAAUCCGAUGAAGAUGAGAAAAAAUUUGAGAUUAAAAUUUUUCGUCCAUUAUAUCAAAGGUUUGAACAGUUGGACAAAAUGCUAAAUGUUGGAAAACAGAAUGUUUCUGAAGUUGAAAUUGAGACGAAGGAAAAUGACAUUAUACCUCCUUCAUCAGAAAGCACGUUGCAAGAAGUUGAACCCUCCAGAAAGGAAAUUAUACUCACUCGUAGCGAAUUGGACAAGAUCGUAAUUUUAUCUACGCUGAUAGGAGCUGGAGUGGGAUGGCUAUUAUGUUUUAUAUUUUCAGAACGUUUCAAUAGAUGA
Messenger RNA from Funneliformis mosseae, 1041 nucleotides. The record is from the annotation of a GenBank genome assembly. NCBI's taxonomy places the organism in Eukaryota, Fungi, Glomeromycota, Glomeromycetes, Glomerales, Glomeraceae.